Entrophospora candida is the source of this 159-nucleotide messenger RNA. Lineage: Eukaryota; Fungi; Glomeromycota; Glomeromycetes; Entrophosporales; Entrophosporaceae. The record is from the annotation of a GenBank genome assembly.
UCGCCCAAAAGACAUUGAUAGUGUUAGCUCACAAGAACAAACUAUUGCGGUUUUAAAAACAACACUCAAGUCACAAAAUUUACCACAUAUGUUGUUUUAUGGACCUCCAGGAACUGGAAAAACUUCAACAAUAUUAGCUUUAGCUCAUGAAUUGUUUGG